This is a messenger RNA of Penicillium diatomitis, 588 nucleotides long. RefSeq lists its product as uncharacterized. The record is from RefSeq and is a predicted model, not a curated record. Bases 1 to 588 code for a protein of 195 amino acids. The transcript has a single exon. NCBI's taxonomy places the organism in Eukaryota, Fungi, Ascomycota, Eurotiomycetes, Eurotiales, Aspergillaceae.
AUGGAGGGGGAUGGAAGUGUCUGGUGUUACAGUGUAGAGUGUAGAGUGUGGAAAUUGACAGUGGCACUGGACACUGGACACUGGACACUGGACACUGGACACUGGACACUGGACACUGGACACUGGACACUGGACACUGGACACUGGACACUGGACACUGGACACUGGACACUGGACACUGGACACUGGACACUGGACACUGGACACUGGACACUGGACACUGGACACUGGACACUGGACACUGGACACUGGACACUGGACACUGGACACUGGACACUGGACACUGGACACUGGACACUGGACACUGGACACUGGACACUGGACACUGGACACUGGACACUGGACACUGGACACUGGACACUGGACACUGGACACUGGACACUGGACACUGGACACUGGACACUGGACACUGGACACUGGACACUGGACACUGGACACUGGACACUGGACACUGGACACUGGACACUGGACACUGGACACUGGACACUGGACACUGGACACUGGACACUGGACACUGGACACUGGACACUGGACACUGGACACUGGACACUGGACACUGGACACUGGACACUGGACACUGGACACUAG